AGGAGAAGAGGGAGCGGGAGAUAUUAAUAGUGAGAAAGUAUAAAUAGAUUUGGAUUGGAUGAUAUUAGAAAUUAGAAAUGAGUGUCUUUGAAGUUUUAUCUGUUUUUAGAGAAAGAGAUGAGAAGGUGUUAUUAUGCUGUGUUGGAAGAAGACAAGGUGAUGAUUGUAAUAAGCCAUUCAUUCACACAACACACUAUCCUCAUUUUUGGAUUAGGGUUCAUUUUCUCUGAUGUCCUUUUCUCUCUCUAAACUCUACGGGAUUCCUCAUGAGAAACUCGCCUCAGAAGGUACUGCUCCUAUUCUAAGGGAAAGGAAUUAUUAUAGCACGUUAUAGAUGAGUUUGGUGGGUACAGAAUGCUCAGAGGAAGGUUCAGGUUUUCUUGAGCCAUCUGAUCCGGAUAUUAUUGAAACGGAUCCUACUUCUCGUUACCAUAGGUAUAAGGAAGUAAUCGGCAAAGGAGCUUUCAAAACUGUUUUUAAGGCAUUUGAUGAAGUCAACGGACUCGAAAUUGCAUGGAGCCAAGUUCGGAUUGAUGAGGUAUUACAAUCACCAGGCGACCUAGAGAGGCUGUAUUCAGAAGUGCAUCUAUUGAGGUCGUUGAAGCACAGUAACAUUGUAAGGUUCUUCAAUUCCUGGAUUGAUGACAAGCACAGGAAUGUUAACAUGAUUACUGAGUUGUUCACCUCAGGGAGCCUCAGACAGUACCGUAAGAAACACAAGAAGGUCGACAUGAGAGCUGUUAAAGGAUGGGCAAGACAGAUUUUAAUGGGUUUAAUCUAUCUUCACAAUCACAAUCCACCUAUUAUACAUAGGGAUCUGAAGUGUGAUAAUAUAUUUAUAAAUGGUCACCAAGGAGAAGUUAAGAUUGGAGAUCUGGGGCUGGCAACUCUCCUGAAGCAUAAAAAGGCCAAGAGUGUAAUAGGAACCCCGGAGUUUAUGGCGCCUGAACUGUACGAUGAAAAUUAUAAUGAAUUGGCCGACAUAUAUUCUUUUGGGAUGUGUAUGCUAGAGUUGGCUACUUCUGAGUAUCCUUACAGAGAAUGUAGAAACUCUGCUCAGAUAUACAAGAAAGUUUCGUCAGGUAUAAUGCCAGUUUCUCUUUCUAAAGUCAAAGAUCCAGAAAUAAAAUCAUUUAUCGAGAAGUGUCUGGUCCCAGCAUCUCAAAGAUUAUCAGCAAAGGAGCUUCUGAUGGACCCUUUUCUUGCAGUGAAUGUUUCCAUAAAGAAUCGUCCUCUUCCAUUACCAGAUAUCGUUCUUCCUAAAUUUGGAGCCUUUGAAAAUCGUUGUCUGAUGUCAGAAGGUCCUGCUAGUGCACGAAUUGGAUCUAUUUCAAUGGAUCUCGGUGAUACUAAUGGGAAACCAUUGAUCACUGUAUUUUAUAAUUCUGUUGAUGAUGCACCACCUUUACCAUGUGUUGAGAUACGAAGGUUGAUGGGAGGUGAUAGAUUUUUUCUCAAAGGUGAACAAAAUGAAGAGAAUUCUGUAUCAUUAGUUCUCCGGAUAACUGAUCAGGGCGGGCGAACAAGAAAUAUCCAUUUCAUAUUCUACCUCGAUAGUGAUACAGCCAUCUCAGUAUCAAGUGAAAUGGUUGAGCAACUCGAACUUGCCGAGCACAAUGUUAAAUUCAUUGCCGAGUUGAUUGAUUUGUUAUUGACAACAUUGGUUCCUGAUUGGAAACCUUGUGUAGCAAUUGAUCACUUAAUUUCUCCAAAUGGUAAACGAACUCAUGUGACCCAACAGAAAUACGACCCACAGUUGGCAAAAUACAAACAAACUUCAGUAGAUUCAACCCAAAUUGUAGCUGAAGAUGUAGGUCCCUCAACCUCACACGAAAAAGAAAACCAUGAUAGUGUGAUUUUUUACGACGUUUUAUCUCAUGCAAGUAUUGGCCUUCAAAGAACAAAGACAGAAGAUUUGUAUUCAGUGACAUCAUAUACUUCAGCAACAUCUGACUUCAAUGAUAAGAAUUUAUCAACAGUUUCAUUCAUGUCUGCAAAAUCAGGAUUCACAGACUGCACCUUACCUUCACUCAAUGGAGGGAGUCAAUCCUCGCUUGGAUCUGAAAUUCGAGCAUCCUUUGAUAAAAAGAGCAAGUUUCCAAGCAUGGAAAUCAACAACUAUCCCCUAAGUACUUCCUCAUAUUAUGAACGUGAGGAUGAUUUGAGAACAGAGUUAGAGAAGAUAGAACGACAAUAUCAAGAGGCAAUGAAAGAUUUAUCCAGAAGAAGAUAUGAGGCCAUCGUAGAGACCAGAAAGAAGCUGUCACUAAAAAAUACAAUCAUAGAAUAAUUUAAUUAGUCUUUUCAAUUAUCACUUGUUUCAAAUCCCUUCUUCAUAACCUUGGAAGUUACAAGUGUAAAUAGUGUGUUGUGGAUGAAAAGGUUCGUUUUUUUAGUUAUUAUGGCAUGAAAUUUUCUUAGUAAACAUCUAUUGAAAAUUGUACCUGAUAACAUGUUAAUAUUUCUGUCUUAGAGUUGUACAAGAUGAACCUAGUUAUUCGGUUUGGUA
Cicer arietinum (chickpea) is the source of this 2509-nucleotide messenger RNA. The record is from RefSeq and is a predicted model, not a curated record. NCBI's taxonomy places the organism in Eukaryota, Viridiplantae, Streptophyta, Magnoliopsida, Fabales, Fabaceae.